AUGUUCAUAUCUAUCUAUCGAUCGAAAAAUAUUCAUAUCUAUCUAGCAAUCUCAAUAUAUUCAUAUCUAUCUAUCUAUCUAUCUAUCUAUCUACCUAUGUUCAUGUCUUUCUCAAUAUGUUCAUAUCUAUCUAUCGACCUAAAAUAUUCAUAUCUAUCUCAAUAUAUUCAUAUCUAUCUAUCUAUCGAUCCUAAAAUAUUAUGUUCAUAUCUAUCUCAAUAUCAAUCUCAAUAUAUUCAUAUCUAUCUAUCUAUCUAUCUAUCUAUCUAUCUAUCUAUCUAUCUCAAUAUGUUCAUAUCUAUCUAUCGAUCUAAAAAUAUUCAUAUCUCUCUAGCAAUCUCAAUAUAUUCAUAUCUAUCUAUCUAUCUAUCUAUCUAUCUAUCUAUCUAUCUAUGUGAAUAUCUAUGUAUGUAUGUAUGUAUGUAUGUAUCUAUCUAUCUAAAUAUGUUCAUAUCUAUAUAUCGAUCUAAAAUAUUCAUAUCUAUCUAUCAAUCUCAAUAUAUUCAUAUCUAUCUAUCUAUCUAUCUAUCUAUCUAUCUAUCUAUCUAUCUAUCAAGCUCUCCUCAUCUAUCUAUCUUCAACAGGGGAAGUUGA
Molecule: messenger RNA, 594 nt
Organism: Acanthosepion pharaonis
Lineage: Eukaryota; Metazoa; Mollusca; Cephalopoda; Sepiida; Sepiidae
Source: the annotation of a GenBank genome assembly